Molecule: messenger RNA, 1232 nt
Organism: Amphibalanus amphitrite
Lineage: Eukaryota; Metazoa; Arthropoda; Thecostraca; Balanomorpha; Balanidae
Product: neuroglobin-like
Exons: 3
Coding region: 7-603 (198 amino acids)
Molecular function (GO): heme binding; oxygen binding
Source: RefSeq, a predicted model, not a curated record
AUCGCCAUGGGCGGCGGGGUCAGUCGCAAGGGUCCUCUGGCCUCCGAGAGGGGCAGUGUCCUGCGCUCGCUGCCCCCGCCGCUGCCCAAGGACCCGCGCCUGCCGCUCACCAUCCGACAAAAGUUCAGCAUCGUCAAGUCGUGGAAGGGUAUCAGCAGGACCAUGGAGCCCACCGGAAUCUACAUGUUCGUCAAACUUUUCGAAGACCACGCGGAGCUGAUCAACUUUUUCGAGAAGUUCCGCCAGCUGCGCAGUCGGGACGCUCAGGCCGAGAGCCUGGAGCUGGCUGAGCACGCCUCGAUCGUGAUGAACUCGCUGGACGAGGGCAUCAAGGCGCUGGAGGACAUGGAUUACUUUUUCUCGCUGCUGCACCAGAUCGGCGGCGCGCACACCCGGGUGCCCGGCUUCAAAAAGGAGUUCUUCUGGAAAAUCAAGAAUCCGUUUCUGGAGGCGGUGAAGGCCACGCUGGGGGACGCAUACACGAGCAACAUGGACAAUAUCUACCGACUGACCAUCGACUUUAUCAUCAGCACCGUGAUCGAGGGCUUCGACCGAGCGGCCAAGGCUCGGGGCGGGCCCCCUUACCAGGACACUGAUCACUGAGUAAUGAGCAGUGUACCAGGGUACCGAUCAUUGUAUCAGUAUAAAAGGCCCGGGACGGGCCUCCCUACCAGGACACCGACCAAUGAGCAGUGAGCAGUGUACCAGGGUACUGAUUAUUGUACCCGUAUAAAAGGCACAGACUGGUUAAUCAGUACCGAGGACGGUAUUUGAACCCGUACCAUGGUAAUACCGACUUAAAAUUGAAACAUCAACCCGUGCGAGGACACCCACCAUUGAAUGCGUAUACAGAAGGCCAUUGAACUCGCAUUGGUGGAUGGCUUUACAUGCACACUAAACCGAAUUUUAUUGCAUGGUUUAGCUUCGUGAUAGUAGCAUGUUUACGGUGAAUGUAUCGUGUAUUGUAUAUUAGCAGUCAACUGCCUAGCUACGUACAUACAUUGUACUUUUACAUUGUACAAUGUACAAUGUAAAUAGUUGUAGGGUGGUAGUGUAAAUGUCCAGCCAGUCCAGCAAUUGUGAUUGUCGCUGCCGUUGUAAUGAUUCUGACUAACUACACACAAUAAUAGAAUAAGUAUAUUAGCGUAAAACAUAUUUAAAACUGACCUUCAUUAGCAUGCACAAUAUAUUGCAGUUUGCACGAGCACAUCGUAAUCCACCGGUACCCAGAA